Messenger RNA from Lingula anatina, 665 nucleotides. RefSeq lists its product as uncharacterized. The record is from RefSeq and is a predicted model, not a curated record. Gene Ontology annotation, molecular function: serine-type endopeptidase inhibitor activity. Lineage: Eukaryota; Metazoa; Brachiopoda; Lingulata; Lingulida; Lingulidae.
AUUGAAAUUUCUAAGACGCAGAAAGGAUAAUUGACUCGUGGUAUAUAGACAUCUCAGCUCCAGGUUUCGCCAGAACUGCGACCGUCUUUCAUAGCCGCACGUUUAUAUCAGACGACGCUCAUUUUAUUUGCUAGGUGUUUAUUUCAAGAAAAAAAAAGAUGAUCUGCUUGAAUUUGGCGUUUCUUUUAGCAACUGCUGCCUUUGCCCGAGCUGCCCCGUUUGCAGAUAUCCAGUGCCCUCCUGUCUGUGAAACCAUCAGCUGUUCACUGGGGUAUGUCCUCGACGAGAAUGGAUGUGAAACAUGUGAAUGCAAAGAGUGGCCAGACGUUGAUGGAGGGGCUACUAUCAACGUCAAUCCGGCUACGCUAGGCGACGACGACGACGUAGAGCACGACGUGGGCGGGUGCAAGGCUCUGAACUGCGGAGACUUGACCUGCGACAGCGGCUACCAGAUGGGGCCGGAUAAAUGCCCUGUUUGUAAAUGUAACGAUGAUGAUUGGUCGCAGGCGUUAAAAGCAAUUGCUGACAUCGUGUAAAAGUUACCCAUGAAAGAGCCUUAUCCUAUUCAAAUAUGAACAGACGAUCGUCUGCAGCAAUCAUAACAUGUAUGACAUUUUUUAUCAGAGCCUGCAAGCAUUAACCAGAAAAUAAAUGACUAAAAUACA